AAAAGCCUCUGUCAAUUUCUAGUAGCAGCAUUAUUUGAACUAGGCUUUGAUAAGUACUAGUGCUAAAGCAAAGCAAUGAGGUACCAUCCUGUUCCCGGUGGCCCUCCGCCUCCGCCACCAUCAGACUACCCUCCCCCUCGUCCUCCUCCUGGCCCUCCACCACCUGGCUAUCAGGGUUACUUUUAUCCUCCCGCGCCAACCCCGAACCAGCCGCCGCCUUCUUCACUCCAAGACAAUGAUGGCCCAGGUUGCUGUUCAGUUCUUAGAGACUGUUUGGCUGCAAUUUGUUGCUGCUGGAUAUUGGACUCUUGCUGCCCUUAGGCCAUUAGAUACAUCGAUCUCCUCUUUAGAACAGCAGUACUGUUGUUCGGUUACUUUUCUAUACCCACCUAAGAUGGAAAAGACAAUGUUCGAACCUGGGGAUAAUUUUUAUUGUUGGGGACUCUUGAGAUGCAGCAUUUGGUUGUAUUAUUAAUCAAAAGUAAACCUCUAUUGCUCUACAAGCAUGCACAAUAACGAGUGCAAGAAGAUAAUUAAACAAGGGGAAGGCACAUGGCACUAUUGUCCUCCCCUUGUGCUUACUUUAUUGGGAACUUUAACGAAAAGCAUCUGGUACUGUUCACUUUAA
Messenger RNA from Malus domestica (apple), 628 nucleotides. Lineage: Eukaryota; Viridiplantae; Streptophyta; Magnoliopsida; Rosales; Rosaceae. The record is from RefSeq and is a predicted model, not a curated record.